Molecule: messenger RNA, 624 nt
Organism: Lasiosphaeria miniovina
Lineage: Eukaryota; Fungi; Ascomycota; Sordariomycetes; Sordariales; Lasiosphaeriaceae
Exons: 4
Coding region: 1-624 (207 amino acids)
Source: RefSeq, a predicted model, not a curated record
AUGAAGCCUCUCAGGUCGUGUCUUCCGCUCUGGACACCAUCGGAAGCCGUCCCUGGAGAUGGAACACAGACAAUGAAAAUCGAGGAGUACAGACUCGGAUACCCGCGCUUCACAGCCCUCAUUUCGGCCCAUGACCCCUUCUUGUGCCGGCGAUUCAAGAAGCUUCGAGCUCGACUCCUUCUGUCGAAGCAGGGCAAGCUCUCUGCGCUCGAGCAAAGGCUUGAGCGGGUCGACCGAGACGAACCUUGCCCCCUAUUUCUCGGAAAAGCCCGUAGUGAUGGCAGCCAAGACCGAGCAUCCAUCCUCGCCGAGAUCGAAUUCUCGCUGCUGCAGCUUCUGACUUGGGUAGAGGACAAACUCAUCCGAUACUACCCGGGAUUCCGAAAAAGUCGUUCCCACAAGGUCUCGACUGAUCCAAAUGUCAUCGUCUAUUCCGGCCCCUGGAUACAGUUGUUGUUCCUCAUAACGCUUCUCUUGCUGAUGCUCGUCGUCAUUUGCAACCUCAUCGAUACGAUUUCGAUUCGCCUAGUCGUCGUCAUGGCAUGCACGAUUUCUUACCUUCUCAUCCUUUUUGCGCUGACAAGGUCGAGAACGAUGAACCUGGUUCUCGCUGGGGCAACGUGA